UGUUUAGCAAGUCUAGUUUCUUCUAUCACAACUUGGUUUUUGCUCCCAUGUUGACCGCGUUUACUUCUGGUUUGUCUUUGUCAUAACAGUGAAACUUGAUUUGAUGAUAAACAAGCAUAUGGUUAGAAUAGGCAUGAAGAUAUGAUUUUGGGGGUGGGUAUGGCACUCAGAGGAAAAUGGGUUUUGAUUCCACUCUGUUGGUUCUGCCUCUUUCCGAUUUGCUUAUCGGCGGCGAAGGAGAAGCUGCGGUUUGGAAAAAAUGGAGAAUUUAAGAUCUUACAGAUUGCUGACUUGCACUAUGCUAAUGGGAAGACUACUCAUUGCUUGGAUGUGCUUCCUUCUCAGUAUGCUUCUUGCUCUGACCACAACACCACCGCCUUCAUCCAAAGGAUCAUCCUUGCUGAGAAACCCAACCUUAUUGUCUUCACUGGGGAUAAUAUAUUUGGAUAUGAUGCCUCGGAUCCAGCUAAAUCAAUGGAUGCGGCAUUUGCACCUGCAAUUGCUUCAAACAUUCCUUGGGUAGCUGUUUUGGGCAACCAUGACCAGGAAGGAUCUCUCUCCAGGGAAGGGGUGAUGAAACAUAUUGCUGGGAUGAAAAACACUUUAUCUAUAGUCAAUCCUCCGGAAGUUCACAUAAUUGAUGGUUUUGGGAACUAUAACUUAGAGGUUGGAGGAGUUGAAGGAACUGAUUUUGAAAAUAAAUCAGUUCUCAAUCUGUAUUUUCUUGAUAGUGGAGAUUACUCCAAGGUUCCCUUCAUUCCUGGCUAUGGUUGGAUCAAACCAUCUCAGCAACUUUGGUUCCAACGGACAUCUGAAAAGCUUAGGAAAGCGUACAUGAAUGGACCGGUGCCUCAGAAAGAAUCUGCUCCUGGUCUUGCAUACUUUCACAUCCCAUUACCUGAAUAUGCUAGUUUUGACUCAUCAAACUUCACAGGUGUGAAACAAGAAGGCAUAAGUUCUGCUUCUGUAAAUUCUGGCUUCUUCACAACAUUGGUUGAAGCAAGAGAUGUGAAGGCAGUUUUCACUGGUCACGAUCAUGUCAAUGACUUCUGUGGAAAGUUAACAGGUAUACAUCUUUGUUAUGCUGGCGGAUUUGGGUAUCAUGCUUAUGGAAAAGCUGGAUGGUCAAGGAGAGCAAGAGUGGUGGUAGUUAGCUUAGAGAAAACAGUGAAUGGUCGUUGGGAAGAUGUCAAGUCAAUUAAAACAUGGAAACGCCUUGAUGAUCAAAAUCUAACUGGUAUUGAUGGUCAGGUCUUAUGGAGCAAGAGUUUUGGUGGAAACCGCAGGAAAAAACAAGAUGGUGGCUCUUAGAAUUUACAGUGAUGUAGACAAAUGAUGUAGCAAUACAAGGUGGUUUGGGCAAAAAGAAAAAAUAAAAGGGAUGGAAGUUCAUUAACGUGGUGCAAUGAUUGUAUACUAUGCAAUUGCAACUGUUCGUACACAUGUAGAAUCAUGAUGUCUAUGCCAUUAAUUUGUUCUUACGUGUGACCUCAACCUGAAAGUUUUAUUCUAGAAGAUUGUUGAUGUAAUGCACCAUAAAUUGAGAGUAGAUUUCUACUUGUAUUGUAUGGACAUUUAUGCCACCUUAUAGGGAUAAUACUUUUGCAAUAAAUUCACAAAGUUACUGCACAA
Cajanus cajan (pigeon pea) is the source of this 1632-nucleotide messenger RNA. Its product is annotated as putative inactive purple acid phosphatase 29. The record is from RefSeq and is a predicted model, not a curated record. Gene Ontology annotation, molecular function: hydrolase activity, acting on ester bonds. NCBI's taxonomy places the organism in Eukaryota, Viridiplantae, Streptophyta, Magnoliopsida, Fabales, Fabaceae. Gene Ontology annotation, cellular component: cytoplasm.